This is a messenger RNA of Vitis riparia (riverbank grape), 3708 nucleotides long. Its product is annotated as polyadenylation and cleavage factor homolog 4. Gene Ontology annotation, molecular function: RNA polymerase II complex binding; mRNA binding. The record is from RefSeq and is a predicted model, not a curated record. Gene Ontology annotation, cellular component: mRNA cleavage factor complex; cytoplasm. Bases 187 to 3327 code for a protein of 1046 amino acids. Gene Ontology annotation, biological process: termination of RNA polymerase II transcription. Lineage: Eukaryota; Viridiplantae; Streptophyta; Magnoliopsida; Vitales; Vitaceae. The transcript is spliced from 7 exons.
UCUCUCUCUCUCUCUCUCUCUAUCUCUCUAUCUCUCUCUUCGCUUUCUCUCUCUAGGUUCUCUCUCUAAAACGCUCGCGCACACACUCUCUGAGCUUCGUUGAUGGUCAGUAACGGAACUUACGAUGUUGACCUUAGAUGUUCGGCAGAAACCCUAACCUGUUGUCGCUCGGAAACCUAAGCCGCCAUGGACGGAGACAGGUUCGUAGUAUCGGCAAGGGAAAACCCUAGAACGCUGGGGUUUGCCCCGGAGCGCGGUCCCGGAGGCAGCGCUACCGCCACCGCGAAGCCAAUGUCCAAUGAAAUCUCCCAAAAGCCACUGGUCCCGAUCGUCGACCGAUUCAAGGCUCUGCUAAAGCAGCGGGAGGACGAACUUAGGGUUUUGUCUGGCGACGACGUCCCGCCGCCGACUACUGAGGAAAUUGUGCGGCUUUACGAGAUUGUGCUAUCGGAACUCAUCUUCAAUUCGAAACCCAUCAUUACCGAUCUCACGAUUAUUGCCGGAGAUCACAAGGAGCACGCUGAUGGCAUUGCCGAUGCAAUUUGUGCUCGAAUUGUCGAGGUCCCAGUUGAGCAAAAACUACCUUCUUUAUAUCUGUUGGAUAGUAUUGUCAAGAACAUUGGUCGGGACUAUAUAAAGCACUUCUCCUCCCGUCUACCUGAGGUUUUCUGUGAGGCAUACAGGCAAGUUCACCCUAACCUUUAUACUGCCAUGCGACAUCUGUUUGGCACUUGGUCUGCGGUGUUCCCCCCAUCUGUCCUACGUAAGAUUGAAGCUCAACUGCAAUUUUCACCCACACUAAACAACCAAUCAUCAGGCAUGGCUUCGUUGAGAGCCUCUGAAUCUCCUCGGCCAACUCAUAGUAUACAUGUCAAUCCAAAGUACUUGGAAGCAAGACAUCAGUUUGAACAUUCACCCGUGGAUAGUAACAUGCAGCAUUCACGAGGAACUUCCUCAACUCUAAAGGUUUAUGGGCAAAAGCCUGCCAUUGGAUAUGAUGAGUAUGAUUCUGGUCAUACAGAGGUUAUAUCCUCACAAGCCAGAGCCCAAAGGUUGAACUCAACUGGAAGUGUGGGCCGGACACCAUUUGCUCUUGGCGCUGAUAAGCUGCUUCCCUCUUCAACUGCUAGAGUCGCAAAAUCGACCUCUCCAAGAAUUGGCACUGCUGGGUCUUCAUCUCCUCCAGUUGAGAAGUUUUCAAUGGAUAAUUCUCCCAGAAGAGUUGUUGAAAGAGCUUCUCCAUCUCAUCGUGGAUUUGAAUAUGGACUUGUCAGACCGAUGGGCAGGGAUGAGGAGACAAGUGACAGGCAGAGAAAACACUGGUCCAAUGAUAGGUUUGAAACUUCUGCUGCGCACAACCUUAGUAAUGGACGUGAGCGUCAAGGACUGAGAGCGUUAAUUGAUGCAUAUGGAAAUGACAGAGGGCAAAGAACUUUAAAUGAUAAGCCUCCAAAGGUUGGACACCUGGAUAUGAAUGGCACAGACAAUAAGGUGCCUAAGAAAGCAUGGCAGACUACUGAAGAGGAAGAGUAUGAUUGGGAAGAUAUGAACCCAACUUUAGCCAACCGCAGACAGUGUAAUAAUAUCUUGCAAUCAUCAGUUUCACCUUUUGGAAGUUUUAGGACAAGACCUGGCUCUGGGGCACUUGGUGCGGCCCCACUGGAGUCUGAUUUCAAUAGGAGCAAAUGGUCUGGUCAGGCACAGCUUUCUAUGGUGGAUGAUUCUCCUGUUAUUGCUGAAGAUGUAGUUCCUACCACCAGUUUAGGCCGAGGAUCAAUAAGUAAGCCUGGAUUUGGAAAUGAAACGAAAUUUCAUGGUUCUCACUAUCCUCAAGAAUCCUGGAAUUUGGUGCACCGUGUACCUCAGUCUUCACAACACAACCGUAAUGCCAAAGGAAGAGGAAAGAAUUUCAAUACGCCCUUUUUGGGGAGUGGAAUAUCGUCUUCAGCUGCUGAGACAAUUUCUCCUCUUAUUAGUAAUAUUCCAGAUGCUGAUGCACAACUUCGUAGACUCCCUACUGUUGCAUCAAGAAUGGGUUCUUCAAGUCUCAACUCUAUGAAUGUGGAGGUUCAGUCAGCUGCUGCACCUGCAUCAACUGGAAUGUGGCCUCCAGUAAAUGUGCACAAAACUCACCUCCCUCCUUUACUGUCCAAUCUUCCACAAACAAAACAAAUUAGGAAUCAGUUCAAUUUGAUGAAUGCUACUACUGCGGUUGUGAAUCAAGAUCCAAAUAAGUCUUUGUUUUUACCUGAGUUAGAUAGUAAGCUGCCUCAAAUGGCUAAUCGGCAGGCCAGAUCAAUUCCUUUAAAUGGGCAAAACCAGACACAAGUCACUCGUUUACAACCACAGUUUUUGCCACAGGAGACUCAUGGAAAUUUUGUUCCAUCUACCACAGCUCCUGUGUCAUCAUAUUCAGUGGCACCUCCCUUGAACCCUGGAUAUACCCCACAAGGGCAUGCUGCUGCUACAAGUACCAUUUUGCUGAAUCCAGUACCUGGUGUCCAUUCGUCUAUUCCAAUCCAUAAUAUCUCAAACAGCUCUGUGCAUUUUCAGGGGGGAGCCUUGCCACCUCUACCCCCAGGUCCUCCUCCUGCCACAUCACAAAUGAUAAAUAUACCUCAGAAUACAGGUCCCAUUGUCUCUAACCAACAACCUGGAAGUGCAUUUUCAGGUCUGAUUAGUUCUCUUAUGGCCCAAGGUUUGAUCUCAUUGGCAAAACAACCCACGGUUCAGGAUUCUGUUGGAAUUGAGUUUAAUGUUGACCUCCUUAAGGUGCGCCAUGAGUCUGCAAUAAGUGCUCUAUAUGGUGAUAUGUCAAGACAGUGCACAACAUGUGGUCUUCGAUUCAAGUGCCAAGAAGAGCACAGUAGUCAUAUGGAUUGGCAUGUGACCAAGAACCGGAUAUCUAAAAACCGCAAACAGAAGCCUUCUCGCAAAUGGUUUGUGAGUGCCAGUAUGUGGCUUAGUAGUGCAGAGGCAUUGGGCACUGAUGCAGUUCCUGGGUUUUUGCCCACUGAGACAAUUGCGGAAAAGAAGGAUGAUGAAGAACUGGCUGUUCCUGCUGAUGAGGAUCAGAAUGUUUGUGCAUUGUGUGGAGAGCCUUUUGAUGAUUUUUAUAGUGAUGAGACUGAGGAAUGGAUGUACAAAGGCGCUGUCUACUUGAAUGCUCCGGAGGGAUCAGCAGCAGGCAUGGAUAGGUCACAGUUAGGUCCCAUAGUGCAUGCCAAAUGCAGAUCUGAGUCUAAUGUGGUUUCCCCUGAAGAUUUUGGACAAGAUGAAGGGGGAAAUAUGGAAGAGGGUAGUAAGAGAAAAAGGAUGCGAAGAUAGCUUAAUUAGACCGGCUUCUAUGUCCUCUGUAACUUAAAUUUGAGUUUCCCCAUGUUAGUGGUAUGCUCUUUACUUAUUUUCACAGUAGUGUUGGAGCUUGCAGCACCAUGGCAUUUUGCCAGAAUCAUGUACAUGUAUAGUUGGACUUGUACCAUGCACAUCAUCUUGCAGCAAAAGGUUACAAAUUCUCUUGCAGCGUUUCCUUUCUGGCAUUCUUCUCUUCUCUCUGCAGUCAAACCAAUCUGGUGGGAUACUUAAAGCAUUUUUAUGGUGUUAUUUCUACUAAUAUUUAUGUUCCAAGGAACCUUUAGAAUAUGUUAUAUGCUUCUAGAAAAUUAUUUCUGAACCCAAAGUGUUCAAUCUAUUAAUCAGUUUACAGCA